AUGCCUCCCCCACUAUCCUAUCCUGCACUGAAACUCGUAUUGGAGUAUUUGGAAGCGAAGAAACGGUAUCAUAUUACAUCUCGUAAUAGUGGUCUUCAAAAAAUUGAUUAUCUAAUUCCUCUCCGCGUCGGAACCCUCACUAUAUGGAAAGAUACCUCGGUUUCCCUAGACGAUUCAGAAUACAUGACGGACUAUAUGAACAGGAAAACUAAUAGAGAAGUGAACAAAGAAUUUAAAAUUUAUAAAGCAAAAGGAAAAUUAAUGAAGAAAUAUUUGGAAAGAAGACCUAAUAUUCUCGUGGAUCGUGUUGAAUUCAACAAUUUGAAGUUUUAUAAACGAGCUCCCGUGAAACUCAACUUGAUCAUCAAUACAUUGAAUAUUAUGAGUAAAAACGUCGAUGCUGUGAAAAUUAUCAAAGACUGGAUGAAAAACGGAAGGAAAAUUGGAACAGAGUACUUGCUCUGCUUCUCUUUUGGUGUUUGGAUCAAAGGAGUGUUGAAAGAUUUGACAAGAGAAUUCAAUGAGUUUCAAAACGAUUUGAAGGGGAUCAAUGUGCGAUUUCUUGCCAGAGAGCCGCGGUUUUCGAUUCCAAUGAGCCCAACAUCAAAGAUUAUCAUCUAUGGAACUCGGACACUGUCAAGCCACGGCACCGUCUAUCAGUUGGUGUUGAAGGUGGUCUCGGUAUAA
Caenorhabditis remanei is the source of this 687-nucleotide messenger RNA. RefSeq lists its product as uncharacterized. The transcript has 4 exons. The record is from RefSeq and is a predicted model, not a curated record. Bases 1 to 687 code for a protein of 228 amino acids. Lineage: Eukaryota; Metazoa; Nematoda; Chromadorea; Rhabditida; Rhabditidae.